AGCGCACGUUUCCUACCUCUCUCUCAACGAUGCUCUCCUCCCUGCGCGUCGCGCGCCGCCCGCUCCUCAAGACCGCUUCCGCUGCCGGCCAGUCCGCGCAGAAGCGCUUCUUGUCCAUCCAUGAAUACCAGUCGGUUCAGCUGCUGAACUCGUAUGGUAUCCCCACGCCCAAGGGCGUCCCGGCGAAGACGAAGGAGGAGGCUGUUGCUGCGUUGAAGCAGUUCCAAUCUGAGGGCAAGGACUCUGUCGUCGUCAAGGCGCAGGUCCUCGCUGGUGGCCGUGGUAAGGGCAUGUUCGACAACGGCUUCAAGGGCGGUGUGCACAUGGCGUCCAGCGCCAACGAAGUCGAGAACCUCGCGGGCAAGAUGCUCGGCGCGAAGCUCAUCACCAAGCAAACCGGCGAGCGCGGCCGCCCCUGCAACACCGUCAUGAUCGCCGAGGCCCGCGAGCCUGCGCACGAGUACUACGUCGCCGUGCUCAACGACCGCGUCACGCAGGGCAUUGUCCUCGUCGCCUCCGCCCAGGGCGGCAUGAACAUCGAGGAGGUCGCCGCGAAGGACCCGGACGCAAUCAUCACCACGCCCAUCGACUUCGACAAGGGCCUGAGCAUCGAGGAGGGCAAGGCCAUCGCCGCGAAGCUCGGCUUUAAGCCGGAGCUGCAGGCUGAGGCCGCGGGCAUCUUCAGCAACCUCGUAAAGAUCUUCAAGGAGAAGGACGCGACGCAGAUCGAGAUCAACCCGCUCGCGGAGACGAAGGACGGCGCGGUGCUGUGCAUGGACGCGAAGUUCGGGUUCGACGAGAACGCAGAGUUCAGGCAGAAGGACAUUUUCGCGCUGCGCGAUAUCUCGCAGGAGGAGCCGUCGGAGGUCGAGGCCGCGAAGGCGGGCUUGAACUUCAUCAAGCUCGACGGGUCGAUUGGCUGCCUGGUCAACGGUGCCGGUUUGGCGAUGGCCACCAUGGACGUCCUUGCGCUCCACGGCGGCAACCCCGCUAACUUCCUUGACGUCGGUGGAGGUGCUACUCCCGACACCGUGAAGAAGGCGUUCGAGCUUCUGCUCUCUGACCCGAAGGUCAAGAGCAUCUUCAUCAACAUCUUCGGUGGUAUCAUGCGCUGCGACUACAUCGCAGAGGGUGUCAUCAAGGCGACGAAGGAGCUCCAGAUGACCAUCCCCCUCGUCGUCCGCUUGAAGGGCACGAAGGAGGCGGAGGCUAAGGCCAUGAUCAAGGAGUCCGGUCUCAAGAUCAUCGCCUUCGACGGCCUCGACGACGCUGCUGAGCGCGCUGUCCAGCUCGCGAACUAGAUGCUUUACGGCUGGCAGGAAGCGAAGGCUCGCUAGCUGCCACACCUACUGACAGGCCGGUCGCCCGCCCGCGGAGAGGGCAUAUGAUAUCCUGUUGUCCGCGUAGAACGCAGAUAGACAAAACCCGUCGCGCACUACUGUAGGAUAGACAAUGUAUACGUGGAUUAAUAUCUACUGCACCACACGCAUUGGCCUGCUUGAAGUUUGUGUGCCGCA
Schizophyllum commune H4-8 is the source of this 1517-nucleotide messenger RNA. RefSeq names its product succinate-CoA ligase. The coding region runs from base 30 to 1301 and encodes 423 amino acids. The record is from RefSeq and is a predicted model, not a curated record. Gene Ontology annotation, molecular function: succinate-CoA ligase (ADP-forming) activity; ATP binding; metal ion binding. The transcript has 6 exons. NCBI's taxonomy places the organism in Eukaryota, Fungi, Basidiomycota, Agaricomycetes, Agaricales, Schizophyllaceae. Gene Ontology annotation, cellular component: mitochondrion; succinate-CoA ligase complex. Gene Ontology annotation, biological process: succinyl-CoA metabolic process; tricarboxylic acid cycle.